Messenger RNA from Cuculus canorus (common cuckoo), 3464 nucleotides. RefSeq names its product DNA damage induced apoptosis suppressor (gene DDIAS). The transcript has 6 exons. The record is from RefSeq and is a predicted model, not a curated record. Lineage: Eukaryota; Metazoa; Chordata; Aves; Cuculiformes; Cuculidae. The coding region runs from base 329 to 3208 and encodes 959 amino acids. Gene Ontology annotation, biological process: negative regulation of intrinsic apoptotic signaling pathway in response to DNA damage. Gene Ontology annotation, cellular component: nucleus; cytoplasm.
UGGGGCGCCAUUGGGUGAGCGCCGCCUCGGCCCCGCCCCCAGGCGCCGGCGCUUCCGUGUUCUCCGCGGAGCUGCGGCCGCUCCGGCCUGGGCGGAGGGGAUGGGGUCGCGGGAGCGUUUAAGGCAUUGAGCCCACCAGAGGGCACCAGGCACUGCUGGAAACCUCGGUGAGACUUCAGGGCUGUCGAAGGAGUUGAUGGUGUUCAGCUUAGAGAAGAGAAGGCUCCUGGAUAACCUUACAGCAGCCUUCCAGUACUUAAAGGGGGCCUACAGGAAAGCUAGGAAACAUUCAGCGCUGUCCUUGCUCACAAGGUGAUGCUGUGAGCACAUGAAUAGCGUGAGGGGACUCUUGGCUGCCUCUGUAAUUUCCAUCCAGAACUCCUGCUUCAUCUAUCCUGCGUGUCAAAAAUGCUUUUCUAGGCUGAUCCUGGAUUCAAGGAGGUUUCAUUGUCUAAAAUGUGGCUGCACAGGUGAAGCUAAAGAUGCAGGCUACAGAUAUCGAUUGUCCCUAAAGAUUGCUGACACUAAUGAUUUGUUUGACAUUACUGUGUUUGGAAGCUGCUUAGAUCCAUUUUUUGGGGUCACUGCAGAAAAUCUGCAGAGGUAUAUUCAAGACUUCAAUCAGCUGUCAGGAGAAACAAACACAGAUGCAUCUCCAGGAGUGUUAGUUCAAGCAGUGGAAUCCUGUUUCAUUGGAAAAAGAUUUAUAUUCGGAGUGAAGGGUUGUGCAAAUGGAGAUGGAGGGCAUUCUGCUGCCAGCAGCAUCUUGCAAAACUGUUCCAGAAUUAAUAGAAGCACAAAAAACCUUACAGCUUGCCAAAUCUUCCUGCCAAACACUGCUGUUACUGGCUUUACUGUUAUCAGCUACUUCCAUCGGCUUCUGCAAUCAGCAAAAUUCAGGAGCUCUAAUAACAGCUUGUACUUACUUGAUGCAUCUUUGGUUCCAGUAGAUGAACCUGUCGGUGAGCUCAGCAGCUUGUCCAGCCUGAGCAGAAACUCCUGGUCUGUUCAGUCUAGCAGCAGAGAAAGUUUUUUAGCAUCCUGGCAGCAGUCCUUCAGCCUGACUUCAUCUGUUGCUUGGGUAACAGCAGAAGACUUUCCCACUCUGGAAGUGGGAACACUAGUGAAUGAACCCCAUGCAAAAGAAGGGAAGCCUGUCUCUGAAGAAUCAUGCAGUGUAAGCUGCAAUGAUCAAAUUCUUUGCAAUUCACAGUUUUCCAGCUCUUCUGUGAAGGAAAGAGACAAAAAGGAGGGUAAUAAAUUGAGUUCACAGCCCAGUCAGACUGAUGAUAGCUCUGCAACUGAUAAGUUAGAGACAGUAUCCUCUUCAAAGACUGUGUGUUCACAUGGAAACAGUCACAGGUUGUUACAGCAUCCCUUGGAAUAUGGGGGGAAAAGCAUUUGCCCCAAAAUUAAUAAUAGAAAUUAUUCUUGCCCAGAAAAACCCCACAACUCCCUUUUUGACAAGAAAGAUGCCUUAGCUUCUAAUCACAUAAAUGUAGUGGAAGUGUCUCAGAUGGACUUGAUGCUGUGGGAUGAUCUCCCAUUCUCAGAAAGCCUCAAUGAGUUUUUAGCCAGAAUAGAAGAUGGCAACAGUGUUGUAACAUCACAUGGCCUUGUUGCAGGCAAAUUGGGUGUAAAUCCUCAGAAACUGUAUACCAGGCAAACCCUAGUAGCUGGUGAUUUGCCUGGAGUUAGCAUUUUAGGGCGGCUCUUGCCACCAGCAGAGAAUGACAGUGGGGAGAAUAUAUUCUAUGCUUGCUUUCAGACAAAUGCAAAUCCUCGGAGUGAUGAGGUCUCACAAUGUGAGUUUUCUUCUAGUGUUUCAUCUUCAGCUGACAAGGACUGUGGAGGAUCUUGCUUUAUACCUAACCCUCAGCUACCUAUUCUGUCUCAGUCCUCACCAUUUACGUCAGGGCCUUUUGUUUCUGAAGCAAAUAUUGACAUUUCAAAGCCAGCUUGGUCUUCUAGGAGUCUGCAGUCUACUGCUGAACACAGGGAAACCUCUUUGAAACUGAGCAAGGCAGCUACCUGUGUGCAUUCUGUGUGUGACAGCUGUUUAGCUGGGCAUGAAAAUAAAGAAAAUUGUUCUAUACCAAGUCAAAGAACAGAUCUAGCAUUCCCAGGGAUGUGGGACUCUGAUCCAGCAAUUCCCAGCAAUACAAGGAUCUAUAAAGAACAAUUAAAGCCACUGACAGGGCUGUCAGAAAAUACCUUCAAAAGUAUUACUAGGAGAGUGAAGCUGUGGAACAACAGCUUCCCUGAAGACAGCUACAAUGCUUCUGCUGAUCUCUUUGCAAGUGCAAGAGAGGUAGCAAAGUCUGUAGAAUUCUUAAAUAAGUCAUGUAAUUCUUUACUACAGGAAGAUACUCUGACAGAAAAGGUCACAGCUUCUGAAUCGAUGCUUUAUCCUGGAGAUGUUCCCUUUAACAGUUCAAAACCAAGCUCAUCCCGACGUAGAUCCCCUCCUACUUAUAGGAAGCACAGCACGCCAGUGCCUCACUCCUUUAGUGAUUUGGAAUGCAAUUUGGUUAGUGCUCCAGACUUUGUUCCAUGCUCACAGUCGACCCCUAUGACAAAACCUCUCCAGAAACUGUGGCCUGCUGGAGAGGCCCCAGUCUUCACCCCUAAAAAUCCCACAAAGACCCAUUUCAAAUGCAAGCGAACUCGGUCUUCCUUUCAGAACACUUUGCUGCAGGACCUUACAGGCAGGUUAGUGAAACGUGGAAGGCUGAGCAGCGGGGGAGACAAAGAAAGUAACAGCUCUGUUUCACAGCAGUCCCUUAGCAGCCGACUGCCUGCUGCCUUUGAGGAGUGGACCCCUCCUGCUGCGAGCAAAAGGUUAAAAACAACUGCACCUUUAACCUUGAAAUCAGUCAGCUGGGCUGCUGACUUGCAGCCAGCCUGUGGGCAUGCUGGCAGGAACACUGUUACUGAAAGCAAAGAGAAGAGUGAAAAUUAUGUGUGCUUCAGAACUGAGAGAUUCAACCCUGGGAAUGCUGACAGGGUACCAACAACUCCUGCAGCUGCAGGUGACACCAAGGCCUUGUUUUUAAACAGUACAGUCCUGGAAACUUGUUCCCCUACAGAAGGCGAGAAUCUCUUCUUGAAUGCAAAUUAUUCAAGGACUGUAUUAGAAGGGGCAAUAGGCUGGUCUCCGGAGUUGUUCUUCCAAGCAUGGAGCCCUUCUUCCAGUAAGCCAAAAUAGUAAAAGAAAGAUAUUUCUGUGCCAUGUUCUGUUGAAUAAUUUUUAAGAUUUUGGGGAAGGAGCCAGUUGAAGGAAAGAGCUAUUUAAAAAUGAUUAGAUUGUUUAUAUAGUUAUUGGAAUAUGCCUUCCUAAGCUGAGCUGUGUUUAUUUACAGAACUUUGUACCACAGAAACUGGGGGAAAAAACCAGAAUUUGCAGUAAUGUUAUUUUAUUGUAAAUUAACUUUAGAACCUGCAAUAAAAACUUUGUAAAUGUU